Messenger RNA from Drosophila sechellia, 2039 nucleotides. RefSeq names its product nucleostemin 3 (gene Ns3). Gene Ontology annotation, cellular component: cytosol. The transcript is spliced from 4 exons. Gene Ontology annotation, molecular function: GTPase activity; GTP binding. Lineage: Eukaryota; Metazoa; Arthropoda; Insecta; Diptera; Drosophilidae. Bases 92 to 1915 code for a protein of 607 amino acids. The record is from RefSeq and is a predicted model, not a curated record. Gene Ontology annotation, biological process: ribosomal subunit export from nucleus.
GUAAGCCUCGAUAGCAAUUGGGGCAAAUUGCACGUGUUUUUGACAAUCUAAAUAAAAUCUCCUGUCGAUUUGCGAAUAUAGUGACUGCGCCAUGGGCAAAAAGAACAAGGGCGGCGCCUCCAACCUGGGCCGCCAGUUGAUCAAGGAUCGUUUCGGACACACUCAGCGCCGCAAGGUGGACAACGACACGAUGCUGCACACCACCGAGCUGCAGGAUGGCUACGACUGGGGCCGCCUCAACCUGUCCUCUGUUACCGAGGAGUCGUCGUUCCAGGCCUUCCUGCGCACGGCCGAGCUGGCCGGCACUGAGUUCCAGGCCGAGAAGCUGAACAUUACGUUCGUGAACCCCAAGCAGCGCGUUGGACUGCUGAGCAAGACGCAGGAGCAGCGCAUGCACCAGAAGCACGACGAGCACCGUGACCAGCUCAAGAUCCCGCGUCGGCCCAAGUGGACCAAGGAGACGAGCGCCGAGGAGCUGGUGCGAGCCGAGAACGAGGCAUUCCUCGACUGGCGCCGCGACCUGGCGCUGUUGCAGGAGGACGAGGAGAUCUUGAUGACUCCGUACGAGAAGAACCUGGAGUUCUGGCGCCAGCUCUGGCGCGUAGUGGAGCGCUCUGACGUCGUUGUGCAGAUCGUAGACGCCCGCAAUCCGCUGCUAUUCCGCAGCGCCGACCUUGAGCGCUACGUAAAGGAGGUGGAACCUAGCAAGAUGAACAUGAUCCUGGUAAACAAGUCGGACCUGCUCACUGAUGAACAGCGUCGCCAUUGGGCGGAGUACUUUGACAGCGAGGGUAUUCGCACGGCAUUCUACUCGGCCACGCUGGUAGAGGAGGAGUUGAAGCGGGAGGCGGAGGAGAAGGGCCUGGAUUCCUUUCCCGAGGUGCAACAGCUGCGCAGAGCAGUUGACGAGAUUAAACAGUCGUUGGAUAGCGUGGAGGACGCUUUGAACGUUAUAGAGCAGAAAUAUAAGACGAUUCCCGAGACUCAAAGCGAUGAGCUGCCACGAUUGCCCGGGGACAAGAACAGUCCUCGACUGCUGUCCCGCCUGGAGCUCAUUGAGUUCCUGCGAAACAUCUACACCGGUCCGCGGCACACAGAGCAGCACGUAACCGUCGGAAUGGUCGGCUACCCAAACGUUGGCAAAAGUAGCACUAUCAACUCGCUGAUGACAGUGAAGAAGGUGUCCGUUUCGGCCACGCCGGGCAAAACUAAACGCUUCCAGACGCUUUUCCUGGACAAGGACAUACUGCUCUGCGACUGUCCCGGUCUGGUGAUGCCGAGCUUUGUGUUGACCAAGGCGGACAUGUUGCUCAACGGCAUCCUGCCCAUUGACCAAAUGCGCGAUCACGUUCCCGCCGUCAACUUGCUGUGCGAGCGCAUUCCGCGCCACGUCCUAGAAGACAAAUACGGUAUUGUGAUAGCCAAGCCGCUGGAAGGCGAGGACAUGGAAAGGCCACCGCAUUCGGAGGAGCUGCUGCUGGCUUAUGGAUACAAUCGCGGUUUUAUGACCUCCAACGGGCAGCCGGAUCAGGCGCGAUCCGCCAGGUAUGUGCUUAAAGACUACGUCAAUGGUAGACUGCUCUACGCCAUGAGCCCGCCCUCGGUGCCGCAGACCGAGUAUCACACCUUUCCCGAACGCCAGCGCAAGGUCAUCGAGGAAUCACAGCUGCCAGGCCAGCAGCAGCGAGCGAUGCGGAUCAACAAAAGCACGUCCAAGGAGCUAGACAACCAGUUCUUCUCCGACAAGCCCACGCACGCCCACGUCAAAGGACGCACAAACUUCCCUAACGUGCGCCUGGCCAACGACGGGUCCCUAGUAGCCGGCAAUGAUCCGGCGGCCAAGCCCUGGCGUCAUGUGAAGAAGGAGAGGCGCGAAAAACUGCGCAAAAAGUUCUCGCACCUGGACGAGCACUGAUUGUAGCCCAUUAGUUAUUUAUUCCGAAGGGUGUGUCUAAGAGGCACUUGUAUAUUUUAAGCAUUAGACCUACAUAUAUAUUAAAGUCCCCUCGACUUCAAGAGUUUGAAGCCCCACAAUCUUA